AGAGAGAGAGAGAAGAACUAAUAAUAGUGAGUGAGAGAGAGAGAGUGUCUCUUCUCUUGUCCCAAAUUGUAUGCUGAGCCAUACAAUUCACAAAUCAAUUUCUCCCUUCUCCCUAUCAUGGAAAUGAAAUCACUCCCGUCUCCUCUUCAUCCUCAUCUUCAUCAUCAUCCUCAUCAUCAUCAUCAUCUACUGCGCUCUUAUUUGAUUACCAAUGUCCUUCUCCGAUUCAGAGUCAUCCUCUCAUGGGGGAGAUUCCUACAAGUUCUUUCGUCAGAUCAGCCGCGAUCGAUUGCUACACGAGAUGCUUGGAUCUACCAAAACCGGGGAUUCUAAAGCUUGGAAGAUACUAAUAAUGGAUAGAGUUACGGUCAAAGUAAUGUCUCAGUCUUGCAAGAUGGCAGAUAUCACUGAUCAAGGCAUUUCCUUGGUUGAAGAACUUUUUAAGAGGAGGGAACCAAUGCCUGGCAUGGACGCUAUCUACUUUAUCCAACCUACCAAAGAGAACAUUGUUAUGUUUCUAUCCGACAUGUCUGGCAGGGAACCUUUGUAUAGGAAGGCAUUUAUCUUUUUCAGCUCCACUAUCCCCAAAGAAUUGGUCAAUCACAUCAAAAGUGAUUCAAGUGUAUUGCCACGCAUUGGUGCAUUAAGAGAGGUUACUCCUAUAUAUCAUCCCUUCCCUUUAUUACUCUUGUACCCCUUUUUGUUUUUUAAUCAUUUUCUUCUGCUGAUCCUACAUUUUCUUACUACUUUUAAUACGCAGAUGAACAUGGAGUAUUUCCCCAUAGAUAACCAGGGAUUUCUAACUGAUCAUGAGCAAGCAUUGGAAACUCUCUAUGCUGAAGAUGCUGAGAAUUCACGCCACUUUAAUAUUUGUUUGAAUAUGAUGGCUACUAGAAUUGCUACCGUAUUUGCUUCGUUGAAGGAAUUACCCUUUGUUCGGUAUCGAGCUGCUAAGUCUACGGCUACGCGUGACUUGGUUCCCUCAAAGCUUGCUGCUGCUAUUUGGGAUUGUAUCUCAAAAUAUAAAGCCAUUCCCAACUUUCCCCAGACCGAAACAUGUGAGCUGCUCAUUGUGGAUAGAUCUGUGGAUCAGAUCGCGCCUAUCAUACAUGAAUGGACCUAUGAUGCUAUGUGCCAUGAUUUGCUUGACAUGGAUGGGAAUAAACAUGUCAUUGAGGUUCCUAGUAAAACUGGUGGGCCUCCAGAGAAAAAGGAGAUAGUGCUUGAAGAUCAUGAUCCAGUGUGGCUUGAGCUUCGACACACACACAUAGCAGAUGCUAGCGAGCGUUUGCAUGAGAAAAUGACCAACUUUGCUUCAAAGAACAAAGCCGCACAAAUGAGAUCAAGGGACGGUAGCGAGUUGUCUACACGAGAUCUGCAGAAAAUAGUUCAAGCUUUGCCACAAUAUGGAGAACAAGUUGACAAACUCUCCACUCACGUAGAGCUAGCCGGAAAAAUUAACAGAAUAAUCAGAGACACAGGACUUCGGGAUCUUGGGCAGCUGGAACAAGAUCUUGUUUUUGGAGACGCAGGUGCCAAGGACGUUAUCAACUUUCUGAGGACAAAUCAGGACACAAACCCAGAAAACAAAUUACGGCUAUUGAUGAUUUAUGCAACAGAGUACCCCGAGAAGUUUGAAGGUGACAAGGGUGUAAAGCUAAUGCAGCUUGCUAGAUUAUCACCUGUGGAUAUGAAGGUUAUAAGCAACAUGCAAUUGAUAGCUGGAUCUCCAGACAACAAGGCUAAAUCCGGUAGUUUCUCCCUCAAAUUUGACGCUGGAAAGACAAAACAAGCAAACAGAAAAGACCGAUCUGGUGAAGAAGAAACAUGGCAACUGUUCCGGUUUUAUCCCAUGAUCGAGGAGCUGCUUGAGAAACUCGUGAAAGGCGAUCUAUCUAAUAGCGACUAUCUAUGUAUGAACCAAUCAAGUCAUAAGGAGGAAAAUGAACCAAGAACAGGAUCAGUAAGGAAGAGUUCUGCUCCUACAGCGGUUCCAGAGCGAAAAGCCACCCCUCAUUCUAUGAGGUCAAGAAGAACUGCAACUUGGGCGCGUCCUCAGUCUUCUGACGAUGGAUAUUCCAGUGAAUCAGUGUUGAAAAGUGCUUCAACGGACUUCAAGAAGUUGGGGCAACGCAUCUUUGUAUUCAUUAUUGGCGGGGCAACUCGAUCCGAGCUCCGAGUUUGCCACAAGUUGACAAGCAGUUUGAGGAGAGAAGUGGUACUAGGCUCCACUAGUUUCGACGAUCCCCCACAGUACAUCACGAAGCUGAAAUUGCUGUCGGAAAAAGACUUAACAGGGGCACCUGCUCAGCCCUUCAAACCACAAUACUGGUGAAUUUGACACGGCUUGAGUCUCAGAAUGUUUUUAGGAGAAAAAACAAAGAAGCUAAUAUUGUUGCAAUUGAAAGAAGAGUAGAAAAGUAAACCAGCAUACACUUGUUCAGAGACAAGACUUGGAUCAGGUUAGUAGAAGCGUUGAGGGAAGACUUUUUUUUUUUUUUUUUCGUCCCAUUCCCUCACCUUUUGCUUAUUUUCUUUAUUUUUACUUUUCCAUUUGGAUCCUACUCUAUAUAGUUUUGUGUCACAAUCAAACUCUAUAUGUUAGUCUCUACGUCGACUUAAUGUAAAAAAAAAGUGAAGAAUUUGUUUAAACUUUUGGCUAUCAUUUGUAUCUUCUGCUGUUAGUUUAUUA
Messenger RNA from Capsella rubella, 2692 nucleotides. RefSeq names its product protein transport Sec1a. The transcript has 20 exons. Gene Ontology annotation, biological process: intracellular protein transport; vesicle-mediated transport. The record is from RefSeq and is a predicted model, not a curated record. Gene Ontology annotation, cellular component: plasma membrane; secretory granule. Bases 212 to 2335 code for a protein of 707 amino acids. Gene Ontology annotation, molecular function: syntaxin binding. NCBI's taxonomy places the organism in Eukaryota, Viridiplantae, Streptophyta, Magnoliopsida, Brassicales, Brassicaceae.